Microthlaspi erraticum is the source of this 2769-nucleotide messenger RNA. Lineage: Eukaryota; Viridiplantae; Streptophyta; Magnoliopsida; Brassicales; Brassicaceae. The record is from the annotation of a GenBank genome assembly.
AUGGAGCUCGAUUAUCUGGCUACUGACGUGGGAAGUGACGGUGAUGGUAACGGAAAUGGCGAUGGAGGACGUGAUCGGGUUUUUGUCAGUAAGAAGAAACCGAAAGAGCUUGGGCCUGGGGCGUGCUUAAGUAACGAAGACGACUGGGACUGUGAAACGAAACCUAGGUUUUCUGAAAUGAAGAGAGAAAACCGAGCCGAUAGCCAAAUCGCGAGGUGUUAUGAUAGUUCUCAGGCUAAAGACGAAGACAUUGAUGACCAAUUUUACAAGUUUUACACCGAAGCUGAUGAGAAGAAAACGGUGAUGGUUCCGAAGGAGGAAACGCGAGCUCCGGACUACAAAUCUCUGUUAUCCGAGUUCGACGAGUACGUUGCAAGCGAGAGAAUCAGCUCCAGAGUUUCUAGGGCACUGAGCUAUGGGUUUGAAGUUGGGGAUUUGGUAUGGGGAAAAGUGAAAUCGCAUCCAUGGUGGCCAGGUCAUAUACUCAACGAAGCUUUCGUGUCGCCCUCUGUUCGUCGUAUGAGGAGAUACGGUCACGUUCUGGUUGCUUUCUUCGGAGAUUGUAGUUAUCGUUGGUUCGAUCCUGCUGAGCUUAUUCCUUUUGAGCCUAACGUCGCUGAGAAAUCGCAGCAAGUUGAUUCGAGUCCUUUUGCAAAAGCUGUGGAAGAAGCUAUGGUUGAAGCAGGAAGAAGAUCAGCUCUUGGAUUGACUUGUAAAUGUCGAAACCCUCGUAACUUUAGGGAUACUAAUGUUCAAGGUCACUUUGCUGUUGAUGUGCCUGGUUACGAGCUCCAAGCUGUUUACUCUUCUAAGCAGAUUAAGAAAGCGAGAGACGGUUUCUCGUCUGCUCAAACUCUUUCCUUUGUGAAGCGUUGUGCGUUAGCGCCUCGAGUGUGUGAUACAGAAAGCAUAAGGUUUUUCCAGAAGAAAGCGGCGGUUUGUGCUUUCCGCUGGGCAGUGUUUGAGGAGUUUGAUGAAACGUAUGAAGAGGCCUUCAGGGCAAAAUCUGCAUACACUUCUUCAGUGAAUAGAACAGCCCCUCCUCGAGGCCCCUUGAGUGGCUCAUUGGUCAUGGCAGAAACUCUGGGAGACCCAAAGAGCUCUAGAAGAGUAAAGGAUUCUACUAAACAAGACAAUUAUCUUCCCAAAAAGGAAGGUGAUGAUAUGGCAGUUCAAUUUUGCCAGGUCCAAGCAACUUGUCAGCUUCAGGGCAUCAUUGGAUCUUCAGCUGUGGAUCAUGUAUUGCAGAGAAGGACUCCAUAUCUCCAAAUUCCCAUGAAACAUGAGCAGACAGGGCUUGUCAGCAUUGACUUCACCUCUUCAAGUGGAGAGGAAACUUCUGUUUCAAAGCUCUCUCGUGUUGAUGAAAAAGGGAGAGUGAGAGAAAAAGCUGCUCUAUACUCAGAGCGUGAGAAAUUUGAAAUAAUGACCAGCCUUAAACAAGUUGAGACUGGCUUCAUUCGUAGAUCAAACGAAGGCUCUCUCCACGGUUCUGCAGGGGAUGGGAUCAAGAAGGUCAAUUUCCUCAAACGGUCUUCAGGGGAAAUAGAUUCUGAGAAUGCUCCUUCAAAUCUGAAGACGAAAAAGAGAAAGAAGAAAGAGUCUCGGUCAGAGCUGAACCGUGGCUUUCCAGACAAGAGGAAGACUUUAUCUUGUGAGGAAGAUUGGACCAAGAAGUCGUCACAACUAGGUUCAGCAGAAAGAUACUCCAACACGUUGACUGUGAGAAACUCCAAACUCGAUGCUCUGCAGCUGUUGAGUAAUUUGCGAGCUCUCUCGCUUGACCCUUUCUCUGGAUCCUCUGAUAGAAAGAAUUAUCUCUCUAUCAGAGCUGUAAAGCAAUUCUUUUUGCGUUUCCGGUCAGUUAAUUACCUAAAAAGCUUGGCCAUUUCUCCUCCGUCAAAAUCUGCAGAGACUUUGAGAAGCACCAACGAACCAUCAUCAAAGUCAGGGAGGAAACGCCUCUCGUCUGACCAUCAACAAGAUGUCUCGUCAACUAAGAAGCUAAAGAAGAAAACUAUUCAGUUGAUGACAGUGCCUUGUGAAAAGAAAACCAACCAAGAAGAAAAGAAGAGAUCAAAGCUUGCACAUUUAAAUCCAGUUAGAACCGAACGUGGAAAGAAGAUGGCUCCGGCGAGGGAAAUUGAGCCGACGAUGCUGGUCAUGAAGUUUCCUCAUGGUACAUCUCUCCCUUCGACGGCUCUGCUUAAGGCCAGGUUCGGUCGAUUUGGACUGUUGGAUCAAUCAGCCGUUAGAGUGUUAUGGAAAUCCUCCAUCUGCCGUGUUGUCUUCCUGUACAAACUCGAUGCACAGACUGCCUUAAGAUACGCAUCAGGAAACCAUUCUCUCUUUGGCAACGUGAAUGUGACCUACUCUCUCCGUGACGUGAAAGCUUCUUCUGCAUCCGAGGGUCAUGAACCGAAGAAGGCCAAGACAGGGGAACCAAUCAUUGGACCGGGGCUGGAGCGAGAACGGCAGGUUCACCAACCAAACAGCAAGCUCAAGUCCUGUUUGAAAGAGCCAGGCAAUGGUAACCGCGGGAAAUCACGAGUCAGAUUCAUGUUGGGUGGGGAAGAAACAGGGACACCGUUUCAUGGUUCGCGUAAAAACAAUGGAAACUCAAAAGCGAAGCCUGUACUGGACCACGUCGAGCCACAGCAGUGUACGGUGGACAUCUCAGAGGAGAUGAUGGAGCUGUUAGUAAGGUGUAACGAUGUGGUGGCUAAAGUCACGGGCUUGUUGGGCUACCUCCCAUAUUAUCCCUUGUGA